AUGACAGAUUCCAGCGAGCCCGUCCACUUUUUCGAUCUGACAUGCGACCUUGAAGGAGCGCGCAAGUCAUGGUCACCCAACACCCUCAAAACACGCGCCGUCCUGAAUUUCAAGGGAAUCAAAUACACCCAGUCAUGGGUUUCGUAUCCUGACAUUGCGCCUCUGUCAGAGCGCCUGGAGAUGAAACCGACAGGCACCACCAUCAAAUAUACGCUUCCAGCUAUUGCGCACAAAGCUUCGAUCACGGAGAACGCUCAUGGCGCUCUAAAUGAUUCUCUUCCAAUUGCGAAUCAUUUAGAAAAGACUUUUCCUGCACCGCAAUACCCUUCGAUCUUCCCCAAUGGACAAGCAAGUUACGCGCUCGCACACGCCACUGAGGAGCUUCUAAACCCCGCCAUUGCUAAGACUUUCGUCAUCGUUCUCCCCAAAGUCCAUGCGAUGCUUGAUAAAAGGGGGCAAGAGUAUUUCCACGAAACGCGCGUACCAAACAUGAGAAGAAGAUACCCGGAUCUUAAUAAUUUGUCGGAGAUAUUGCCCAAAACCGACGAGGAAUACGAAGAUAUCUGGGCAGAGGCACAGAAGAAGCUCGAGAUCUUCACCACCAUGUUGACAGAGAGUGGAAGGAACCCUGGUCCGUUCCUAGAAGGCGAGAAACCAGGCUACGCAGAUUUCAUUCUCGCUUCGUGGCUGGCAUGGCAUGAAAGGUCUUGUCUAAAGACGUUCGAUGCCCUGCUGAAAACAGGAGACGGCUCUCUUCGCAAGCAUUGGGAAGCAUGUCUACCAUAUUUAGAAGGCCAGGGCGAGACCAAGGACUGGCCUAUUUCCAAGAUUUAA
This is a messenger RNA of Talaromyces rugulosus, 834 nucleotides long. RefSeq lists its product as uncharacterized. NCBI's taxonomy places the organism in Eukaryota, Fungi, Ascomycota, Eurotiomycetes, Eurotiales, Trichocomaceae. Bases 1 to 834 code for a protein of 277 amino acids. The transcript has 2 exons. The record is from RefSeq and is a predicted model, not a curated record.